AGGGACCUGAAUGCCGGCUGAUGCAGACAUGGUGUCCCUACUGCUGCUGCCCCUGCUGUGGGGGGGGUCCCUGCAAGAGGCCUGGGGGUACCAGCUUCAAGUGCAGGACACAGUGACGGUGCAGGAGGGUCUGUGUGUGCACCUGCCCUGCUCCUUCUCCUAUCCCUGGAGCUCGUGGUCUACCCAUGAGAGGCCCUACGUGUACUGGUUCUGGAGUGGGGACAGCUCCCAUAACUCUCAGCUUGUGGCUACAAAUGAUCCAACAAAAACCGUGAAGACAGAGUUCAGGGACCGGUUCAACCUCGUCAGGAAGCCCCAGGAAAACGACUGUUCUCUGAGGAUCAGAGAGGCCAGGAGGAGCGACCAGGGACUCUACAAGUGCCAAAUAGGGAAAGACUAUGGGAGAUACACUUACAAAGAUAAGCAGCUGAACCUGAAGGUGGCAGCCCUGACACAGGAACCCGACAUCCACUUUCUGGAGCCCCUGAAGUCUGGCUAUCCCACGAACCUGACCUGUAGUCUGCGGGGAUCCUGCGAAGAAGGAAGACCUCUCAGCUUCUUCUGGAUGGGGGGUGCUCUUGACUCGCUGGACCCCCAGACCCUCCACUCCUCGGUGCUGACCCUCACCCCAAGGGUGCAGGACCAUGGCAGCAACCUCACCUGUCAGGUGCACCUGCCAGGAGUUCAGGGCACCGUGGAAAGAACCAUCAGGCUCAAUGUCUCCUAUGCUCCCCAAAACCUCACCAUCAGCCUCCUCUCCAGCGAUGGCACAGCCCUGAAGAUUCUGGAAAAGGGCUUGACCAUUCUCACCCAGGAAGGCCAGAUUCCACGGCUGCUCUGUGUUGCUGAAGGCAACCCCCCAGCCCAGCUGAGCUGGGUCCUGGGGGGACAGACUCUGAGCUCCUCCCAUCCCGCACACCCUGGGAUCCUGGAGCUCCCUCAGAUACAAAUGGAGCAUGAAGGAGACCUCACCUGCCAAGCCCAGAACGCACUGGGCUCCCAGCACAUCUCCCUGCAUCUCUCUGUGGUCUAUCCCCCUCGGCUGCUCAGCCCCUCCUGCUCCUGGGAGGGCGAGGGGCCGCACUGUAACUGCUCCUCCCGAGCCCAGCCGGCCCCCACACUGCGCUGGCGGCUGGGGGAGGAGCUGCUGGAGGGGAACCACAGCAACGCCUCCUGCACCGCCACCUCCAGCCUUGCAGGGCCCUGGGCCAACAGCUCCCUGAGCCUCAGUGGGCCGCUGGGCUCUGGCCUCAGACUCAGCUGUGAGGCCCGGAAUGACCACGGGAAACAGAGCGCCGCUGUCCUGCUGCUUCCAGGGAAACCAGUGCUCCUGGCAGGAGCAGUGCCCGCAGCUCUUGGAGGUGCUGGUGCCAUGGCUCUGCUCUCCCUAAGUUUGUGCCUCCUCUUCUUUUGCAUAGUGAAGGCCCGCAGGAAGCAAGCAUCUGGGAGCCGAGAGGGCCUGGAUGACGAAGAUCCUGUCAUGGGUACAGUGGCCUGGGGUUCCAGGCAAAAGUCCUGUCCAGACAGCCCCCCAACCCAAGCAACCCCUACCGGGGAUGCCCCUCCCUCAGGGGAGCAACAGGAGCUCCAUUACGCCUCCUUCAGCUUUCACAGAAUGAAGCUGAGGGAGCCUAAGGAUGAGGAGAGCGCUGGCACCAGCGAGUACUCAGAGAUCAAGACAACAAAUGAGGAUGCUUAGAGCUUGGCCUGAGGAAUUGCAGCUCCUGGGGCAGAGGAGAAGUCAGGCACUAAUCAGCAAAGCAUGUGAACCACUGUGGCAAUAUGAACAGGAAGGACUGGCCGAGUGUCCCCAGGUGGAGCUGACUUGGGCUCUCAUGUAGGCUGCCAAGGAAGUCACUUCAUCUUUCUGUGCCUCAGUUUCCCAUUCUGUAAAUCAGAGAUCGCGCAUUCUGCCUCAGAGGUGGUUGUGGACAUUAAAGAAAUUAACACACAGAAAUCAACCAACAAAAGUCCCAUCUCAACUGCCUUACCUGUGCUCAGUACCUACUGCUCUCUCUUCUUUGGACAGAAAAAUAAUUGGCAAGUUACCCUGAGGCUUGGGAUGACCAGGCCCAGAGCACAGGGUAGCAACCUGCUGGGGUCAUUCUCCUUCCCAGAGCUCUUCAGAGCACCCCCCCCCCCCGGGAAAGAAAGACCAGUCGCUCAGCCUGGUGUUUGAUUCAUAACAUAUGUGCCUCUUAUCAUCUCUGUGGAGUCUUCUCCUCAUCCCACUUGUACCUGUCAAUUCUUCUAGCACAUUCCUUCACCUCCUGACCUCCAGUCCCUUCCCUGUCUCACAGAUGGGCCCCACAGCGAUGUGUCCAGCAGCCAGAGAGCUGACCCUGUGUCUCCUACACAACCGCCUUCAAGGCUCUCUAGCCUUAGACAAUACAUCACGAGUAUUGGCCGCCCCCAGCUUUUAAAGUCCAUCACACCCUCCCUGCUAGCUACUGUUGGAAAAGAAACCACGGACCCAAAGUGGAGACACUUGCCCCCACAACUGAGCAAACCAAGAGUAACAGCAGUCUCAAUCUCUCCCGGAAAUGUGACCUUUCAACAGAGGAUCUGAAAUUUCCUGAUCAGCCCUGAUGAGGUCACCAGCAGGAUGAGAGCUUCCCCCAAAAGAUGGCCUGACCUGAAAAAAAAAAUCUUUUCUUUUGGUAAUAACUCCCUUGCCCCACCCUCCUGCCUAUAAAAACCUACGUGCAGCCCCUCAGAGUGCCUGUCUCUUUACGGGAUGGAAUGCUGCCCAAUUUAGGAGUCAUUGAAUAAAGCCAAUUACAUCCUCA
Messenger RNA from Mustela lutreola (European mink), 2789 nucleotides. RefSeq names its product sialic acid-binding Ig-like lectin 5. The transcript has 9 exons. NCBI's taxonomy places the organism in Eukaryota, Metazoa, Chordata, Mammalia, Carnivora, Mustelidae. Gene Ontology annotation, biological process: cell adhesion. Gene Ontology annotation, molecular function: sialic acid binding. The coding region runs from base 11 to 1699 and encodes 562 amino acids. The record is from RefSeq and is a predicted model, not a curated record. Gene Ontology annotation, cellular component: plasma membrane.